Drosophila kikkawai is the source of this 6236-nucleotide messenger RNA. It is a transcript of the gene Neto, whose product is annotated as Neuropilin and tolloid-like. Gene Ontology annotation, molecular function: protein binding. NCBI's taxonomy places the organism in Eukaryota, Metazoa, Arthropoda, Insecta, Diptera, Drosophilidae. The record is from RefSeq and is a predicted model, not a curated record.
GUUUUUGUUGGUGCAUCAGUGAUUUAAUAUUUUGUGUGAAAAGUGUUGCAUGUGCGCACCGGCAUGGAAAAAAUGCCCGCCAAAAAUUGAGAAAUUUUCAACAAAGCGCAGCGGAGCGGCAAAAUAACACCAAUAAAGAAAUUAAAAAGAAAUUAAAAAGAAAAUAUAAAAACAACAUUAACAAGAAUUUGCAGUCAACCAAAAAGGAGACAAGCAUAAAUAGAGCCAAGUUCCAAAACAGAAACCAAACUGAAUAUUUAUGAGGAAAUCUAAGAACGAGCAACAUGGCGUAUGAUUAACAUACGCGCGCUCAUUGCUCUCCGGGAUUUUUGCGUUACUUGUGUGAAGGACUCUGGCUGUGAGCAAGACGGAGCAAAGGGCUUAGAGGGAGAGAGAGAGAGAGAGAGAGAGAGAGACAGGGAAACAAUAAGACUGAAGCUGGCAAACCUCUCGCAAAAUGCCAAGAAGAAGAAGAAGCGGCUACAUCAGGCAGCAACAACAUCAGCAGCAGCAGCAGCAGCAACAACAAAAACAUCAACUAAUAGCAGAAGAAAAUCAAAGGUUAAUCCAUAGCCGCCCACGCUGCUGUUCGCUGCUAAUGUUGCUAAUUGUUGGCCAAGCAGUUUACGCGUCGGCCGGCAGUGAGGUAAUCGCCAAUCGCCCCAAGCCAACCGAUGAAUCGCUGGCAAUUCCGCCAACUUGGCUUACUCCUGCGGACACGCCCCCGGCAUUUACCCGCCGCCCCUUUCGCGAGGAGGACGUGGCCGAGGGUGAAAGGCCUGAGGAGAGCUGGCGGGAUACACCACCACUGACCAUCUCCAGGCCGCCGAGAGCGGGACGAAGCGAGCGUCAGGCGGCGGAGGAGGACCAGGUGGAUCGCUGCCGGCUCUUCGUCGAGGGGGAUCCCACCAAGAAUGAGCUGUACAGCCCCGAGUAUCCCAAUCUCUAUCCGAAGAAUAUAAAUUGUACGCGGGUGAUAACAGCGCCAAAGGGACAAAUCAUACGCCUGGACUUUCGCAACUCGUUCAAUAUCGAGGCCAAGGAGGAGUGCAAAUUUGAUUUUCUCGAGAUCCGAGAUGGCCAGUAUGGGUUCUCCACGCUAAUUGGUAAAUUCUGUGGCACUGACUUCCCGCCAGAGAUUACCUCAAAGGAGCGCUACCUGUGGCUGCACUUCCACUCGGACGAGACCAUCGAGUACACGGGCUUCAGUGCCGUGUACGAGUAUCUGGAUAGGAAUCGGGAGGCUCCAAGCACCGAUCUCAACUGUACCAUUGAAAAGGAUGGCUAUGAGGGGUUCAUUAACUCUACAGACGUGCCGGCGGACAUACGGGAGCAGGUCAUACGCAACAAGAUCGCAUUGGAUUGCAUCUGGCGGAUACAGGUCAGGGAGAACUGGAAGAUCUUUCUCAAGUUCCUGGACUUUAAGCUGAGCAAGCCCAACGACUGCGAGACGAAUUUCCUGGACAUUUUCCCCGAGCAGACUGUGAUGCCAUUGAGGGUAAAGAACUUUUGCGGUUCCGCGGGCGAGAGCAUCACGGCAGAGUCAAACAUUUUGCACUUGCGCUUCUACGCAGAUCAAAUUGCGAUUAACUCGACAUUCGGCAUUCUGUACACGGCGUUCCGGGACCGAGGAGCUGCCUGCACCGAGGACGAGUACGAUUGCGAGGACGCGACCUGCAUAUCAAAGGAUUUGAAAUGUAAUGACCUAGACAAUUGUAAAUUUCGAUGGGACGAGGAGGGCUGUACGGGCGAGACAACUGGUCAAUCGGAGCAUGUGGUCAUCAUUGUGAUUGUCUUUGGACUGAUUCUUGGCGGAAUGGUCAUUACCUUUAUUGUAAACUGCAUCCGCAAGAUAAUACGGGAUCAGAAGAUAAUACGGGAACACAUCCGGGAGUCCAAGGAGAGCAAGUUGGAUGAGAUGGGUCGCAACUCCAAGGGUCGCUCGCGGGAGAACAUAUCCAGACAAAAGCACUCGCAAACCUCUCUGCAGAUCCUGGACGAUGUCUCCAACAGAUACUACCGCGAGGCAGUGCCUCUUUCGACGCAAUCUAGCAAGGCCGACUUCAAGGAGAAGGAGCACAGCAUCCUGCGCCGCCAUGCGGACAUGACCCAGACAAGUCUGGGCGGCGGCGGUGGCGGUGAUGACGACGAAUCCAGCUCCACCACCACAGCCACACACGAGAUGAUGACAAAGGCCACCAUGGCGGCAGCCCCAAUUAAUGCCUGCGACAUGGGCUGUCAGACGAGAGAAUCGCUGUUUGUCAACAGUCCCGGAAUCGGAGCGUCGGCGGGAGCGGGUGUUAAUGUUGGCUUUGGUAUGGGCGUUGCCUCCUCGGGAUCGUCCUCCGGUCCCGGCGGCGGUGUUGCCUCGCUAAUGAGACAAAAGUCCAGCUCCUCCUGCGGCUCGGGGGGCGGGGCCAUGAUGAUGCCGCCGCCGCCGCCGCGAUUCUUCUCCACAUUUGGCUAUGAGCCAUCGGGAUCGCCGUCGGCGGCUGGGACACUGACAAGGCGCAGCAUGCAGCAGCAACAGCAGCAGCAACAGCAGCAACAGCAGCAGCAGCAACAUCACCAGCAGCUGCCGCGCCAGGAGUCCAUGGAGCUGGAGGAGCGACACAGCCUUCGCUCGCACUACGGUGGAUUGCUGGUGACCCCUUCUGCCAAGCCGCCGCAGGAGAUCUGUCACCAUCAUCACCAGCAUCAGCAGCAUGCACAGCAGCAGCAGCAGCAGCAACAUCUACAGCAGCAACAGCAGCAACGUCUGCAGCAUCAUGCUCAUCCUGCCCAUCCGCAUCCUCCGAAUAUUGCUGCUCGCUUGCCGGCCAUGAAGGGACAUGGCCUGGGCAUCGGAGGACCUGGACAGACAACAAUCCUGCCGGGCGGCAACAACAAGCAGCAGCAGCAGCAUCCCCAGAAGAACGAGGAGUCCAAAGUGUUUAUCGACAUACGGAAUUCGGCGCCAGAUGUGAUUAUCAUGACGUCCCAUUGACAUUUAAGGAUUGCCCGUCAAUCAGGAACGACAUCAGUAAGCAGCAAAAGCAGCAGCAGUAGCAGUAAUCACUUGCAACAAAGCUGCAACAGCACCAAUGCUUGGGGCAGCAACAUAAGGAAUUUAAGCGAAAACAGCGGCAACAAGGGCCACAUGAAAGUGUAUAACAGCAAUUGUUUGAGCAAUAGCAAUGGCACCUACAACGGCGACAAGAACAGCAACAAAAGUGGCAUUAAUGUGGACAACAUCAGCAGCAGGGGCAGCACCAGAAGCAGCAGCAGCAGCAACAACAGCAGCAGCAUCAAAUUGAGCAACAUCAGCGGAAAAAGGAAGCAUUACAGCAACUGGACAUUGGGCGACAUAUUAACCGCAGCGGCAGCCGCAGCGUCGCUGAUGACACAACAAGGACGAUGUGCAGGACAAGCCUUUUACUCCCAUUUGGCCACCCACACACACACACACAGGGACACAUCCUGUUUGCACUCUGUGCUGCUCUCAUUUGGCACUAUCCUUUUGCAAGGUGUGAAAGCGGCAUUUUCAAGCGGCUGCAGUUAAGGACAUUUCUGUGUGACUUUUCGUGUGACUAUUAUCCUGCGAAGCCCUUUUCAACAAUUUUAUUUCACCAUUUAAGGCAUGUUUUUAAAGUACAAGUCUUCAUUUUCAAUUAAUUCAUAUAAUUUACAUACAAUUUAAGAUUUCAAGAGUUAGUUGCUUAUUUUUUGAAUGAUCUAAAAGUAUGAAAACAAAUCUAACAAAUCGAAUGGAAACCCAAACAUAGGCUACAAACAAAAUAUAAAUAAAUGUUUAUCAAAUAGGCUGAGAAAUUAGUGUUAAACUCUACUAAACUACCCAAGAAUCGGUGGGGGAUUAGCUUUGUUUUGGCAUAUCUUCCUGGAAAACUGAAAGUUGAGCAUUAAAUUUCAAGAGAUCAAUGUAUUAUUGUUGGUUUUCCAAAGUUAUUUUAACAAGUUACAUUUCAAAAGUUAUCUUACGAUUUCCCAAUGAAGAAGUAGCUACAAAUUGAAUUUUUACUUCCAUUUAAAGUGUAAUGAAAAUUCUUCAAGACACCGAUAAGCUCCCCCCCAAAUGCAUGGCUCUGGAGGUGACUGAGCGAGACAAAUGGAAGAUGUGUCGGUCCGCUGGCCUCGUCCUGCCUUUUUGCAAUAGCCGGGGUUUUCGAGGAAAGCCAAGGAGCUGUUUCAGUUGUUGGGCCAGCGGACCGCAGCACACUCGCCGGACAUUCAAUGGCAUUUCUGUUCGAAAACAAUGCCCAACGCAGAAACCCAUUCGGAUGCGGACUUGGUUCCGGAGACACGAAUGCGGAGGAGUGGCAGACACUAAGCAGACCGUUGACAACGUGGCGUAUGAGCAACAUGUCCCAGGACAUUGUUAUCGGAUCCCAGCAGCAGCCUCCCUCUGGCUACCCGAAAAAAAACUCCUUGGCUUGGACAGGAACCUGUUCAUUUACAUGCAUUGCAAACGUGGUCCAUUUGCACGACGAUGUCGCCACCGGAGUCCAUCCAUCACGGGCACGUGCUCGGAGCUCUAUUUUCGGUCUGGGUCCGGAGGGUUUUUCCGGGUCGAGAGCUAAGCAAUUUUCGUGAAAAUAGUUUUUUAAGCGAUUUCGUUGGGGGGUUUUCGCCCCACUCCAACUCGGUUUAUGAAAUUAAUUUUUGCUCCACAACAAAGGCUAAGCCAUUUUUGGGUUGGCAACGAGUCUCAUUCGCUUAACCCAUUAAGAGACCAGUGGACAAAAGAUAUGUUUUACUUGGUGAUAUUUGUGUGAAGGUAGCUAAAAAUUGAGAAACUGAAAGGAUUUCUUGUAUAUAAAAAGGUAAAAAAUAGGGGGAAAAUAUGUGGUUACUUAGGAGUUUCGGAUUUUGCAUAGUUAAGUCCUAAAAGUCUCUUAAAAAACCCCAUAAAAAGGUGUCAAGUUUAAGAGAGCUUAAGGUUUUUUUUUUUUAAUUUUAUUUAAAUAACAAAACACAAAUUUAUUAGCUAUGUUUUAUACUAUAAGUACCUUAAAACAAACAGAGAUUUUAUUUAAAGUUAAACUCAAAUGAGCUUUGCUUUUUCCACCCCAUUUUCAUGGGUUACAACCAGACCGGGGACACAAUCUUUCUGGUUCAUCUGCUAUCUAAAUCUUUUCAAUUAGAUAAAUUAGCUCUCUCUGUCUCUACCCACACACACACACACAGACCACUUUUACUCCGGCGCACCUGUGGAAAAGUUUUCCUGGCCUCGCUCUCGAAUCCGUCAGUCCGCAAUUAGCGUGGUCACCGUAAUGUGGUUACUUUCGGGCUUACGGAUAUUUUUUGGGGCCCUGAUUCCCAUUCCCCGUGGAUCAUCCGAGCAACCUGAGUGGUUACUCCGAUGGCGUAAAUAUUGUCGCAGCUGCCAGUAUCAAAAAAAAAAAAAAAAAAACAUGAAGAUGACAAUGACAAUGAGCGACGGCGUGGGAAAUCCAUUUGAUUGAUUGAAUUUAAGGGGCAGCGAUGCUUUUGUGGGUGUGUAAAGGGAGUAAAUGACAGGACCAAAGGACCAACGGACCGACCGAUGUCUGAUGGUAAUGAUAAUGGUGCAACGCUGCAAUUUUUCCUUCAAAUCAUUAGAGUGAUUAAAGAGAGAGCGCUCCUCCGACAGAACCCUCAUCAUCUUGAGCACGGAAAUCAGUCACAUGGAAGCCCUCGAAGCGGAAACAGAAUAAGCUUGAGGAAAACUCUCUGGGGGCACUCCAAUCGCAGUUACUUUUGUUCAAAUAAAGUCAAUUUCUUGGUCAACAUGAACUGUGAACUUGAAGUUUAAUUUCUAUAUUUUUUUUAGAGCCAGAAGUAACACAAAUAAUAGGUAUUGUUUUGGGCCGUUCCGUUUGUAAAUAAAUAAAUAAAUUAAAGAAACCAAACCGACUUGGUCAUAUCCGAAACGAAUCCCUUUGUUAGGUUUUGCUUUUAUGUAUUAAAAACCCAUGAACUAGUUGUAAUUGUUAAUUGUAUUUUAUUCGUUUUGUUAUAACCUUUUUUCUUGCUACAAUUUAAGAGAAAAACUAGCGAUUUUACUAAAAACUAUAAAUAAAAUACAAAAUCUACAGAAGGAAAAAGUGUAUUAUAAGCCAGAUAUGUGUAGGAUUAAGUCAAAUGUAUGAUACUUUUUUUUUAUAUAAAAACAUAUACAUAAAUAAAUACUUAAAGUAUCGAAAUAAACAAUGCCCAGAACAAAGGAUAAAAAUAGAGAGAAACCUGUUCUCAUGUCC